AUGACUAGGGCUAUCAAACCUGACCAUUACGAGCAAGGGAUUCCGGUUUUCAAGCCUUCUACCGACCAAUUUGAGGACUUUUAUGCUUUUAACAAGGCUGUUCAUCCCUAUGGAAUGCAGUCGGGAAUCAUCAAAGUUAUCCCACCCAGCGAUUGGAUUGACAGUUUACAUGAUUCCCCAGAUUAUCUGACUCAGGAGGAUCUACUGAACGUGAAACUAAAAAAUCCAAUCGAACAGCAAGUUUCUCUUAUGAGUAACAAAUCUUGCUUUAGUAUUGAUAACGUCGAGAAACACAGAACUUAUACAUUACCUCAAUGGAAGAAAUUGCACGAUCAGUUGAAGUAUAGUCUUCCACGUCCACGAGGAGCGAAGAGUGAUACUUUCAACUCUAAAGAUGGUCCGAUACCAAAAGAAAAGGAAGGAGAAUUUACCGCAAAAAUUGAUACUUCAAUAUACGAACCGGAUUACAUUGAGUUUUUGGAAUCACAAUAUUGGAAGAGUCUCAAAUUUAGUGCUCCAUUGUAUGCAGCAGACUCACUGGGCUCAUUAUUUCCAAAGAACUUAAAAACGUGGAAUGUAUCAUCUUUACCAAACUUGUUAGACUACUUACCAGAGAAAAUUCCAGGAGUGAACGAUUCUUAUCUGUACGCUGGUUUAUGGAAGGCGACCUUCUCCUGGCACCUAGAGGAUCAAGAUCUGCAUUCUAUCAACUAUAUUCAUUUUGGUGCUCCGAAAAAGUGGUAUUCAAUUCCUCAGGACCAGCAUAGAGAAUUUUAUCAGCUAAUGUCAAACACCUAUCCAGAUGACGCCAAACAUUGCCCCGAGUUUUUGCGUCAUAAGACGUUUUUGGUCGAUCCAAAAUACAUCCGCUCCAACGGAAUCACAGUUAAUGAAAUAGUGCAUCGGGAAAAGGAGUUCAUUAUCACUUAUCCCUACGGAUACCAUUCGGGAUUUAAUUUAGGAUACAAUUUAGCUGAAAGUGUUAAUUUUGCAAUAGAGGAGUGGCUACCUAUUGGGUUACGGGCAAAGAAAUGUGAAUGUAUCGAUGACAGUGUUGGAAUUGAUGUUAGAAAAUUAAUGGAGUCCGUUUCAAAAUGUAUACUAUGCCCAACUUUGAUGCAGAAGAAUAUUUUUCAAGAGUCUUUCGAUAAACUACUCAUAUUGGGAACGAAUUCUAAAGCGCAUAGAAUAUGUGGUAAACUAAUACCUGGUCUUGAAGUAGAUGGCGAUCUCAUUACAAAAUACUUUUCAAUGAUUGACAAUACUAAGCUCUCCAUCUGUAAUUAUUGCGGAGAGGGAGGAUAUUGUGUUUCCUGCAGUUUUCAAGAUUGCACCAAUUGUUAUCAUGUACUCUGCUCAUUGAAUUCCAAUGUGUCGAUAGAUCGAUGUAAAAUUUAUUGUGAACUACAUAAAGGGGAAGCUGUUACGACCUUUGACUCGCUGGAAAUUGGGGAUAUUAUUAGUUUUGACAGCAAGUAUGGUGAGAUCGUUUCUCUUGAUAAAGAGAAAGAAACAACGACUAUGGCGACCUUCCCAGAAGCACAACAUAAAUUGAUACACCGAUAUCAGUUUGACUCUAUCAAAGCACCCAGUAGGAAAAGGGAAAGGGACAACAAUGAUUCUGAAUUAGUCUUCUAA
Messenger RNA from Komagataella phaffii GS115, 1638 nucleotides. RefSeq names its product JmjC domain-containing histone demethylase which can specifically demethylate H3K36 tri-and dimethy. Gene Ontology annotation, biological process: chromatin remodeling. The record is from RefSeq and is a predicted model, not a curated record. Lineage: Eukaryota; Fungi; Ascomycota; Pichiomycetes; Pichiales; Pichiaceae. The coding region runs from base 1 to 1638 and encodes 545 amino acids. The transcript has a single exon. Gene Ontology annotation, cellular component: nucleus. Gene Ontology annotation, molecular function: histone H3K36 demethylase activity; histone H3K9 demethylase activity.